AAGAGAGGAAUCAACCCUUUCCUGUCAGCUGUAGGUUUAUCAGCAGGAAAAUGUGAAAUAAUUAAGACACACAUCUCAUAUUAAGUCACAUCGUACUGGAUGAACAACAACAACAAACAUUUACGAAUUAAGCGUGCUCAGUUGUGAGGCCGUAAACUGGACACAGUGAAGUUGUUUUGGCUCUGGACAAGCUUAACAUGUGUGCUUCAGUGAAGUAUGGCUCUCGGGGCCCUGUGCUCAUCCCCCGCAUGAAGACUAAGCACAGGAUCUAUUACAUAAGCCUCUUUUCUGUGGUUUUACUGGGGCUGAUCGCAACAGGGAUGUUCCAGUUCUGGCCUCAUUCCAUUGAGUCCUCAGCAGAAUGGAGCCUGGACCGCCGCAGUGUCCAUGAUGCACCUUUGGUCAGGAUACCUGGGAGCAGCCCUAUUCCAGAGAGGGGUGACCUGAGCUGUCGAAUGCACACUUGCUUUGAUGUGUAUCGUUGUGGAUAUAAUCCCAAGAAUAAAAUCAAGGUGUACAUCUACCCUCUUCAGCGAUUUGUGGAUGAAGAAGGGGUCCCCAUUAGCAGCACUGGCCUGUCACGAGAAUACAAUGAUCUGCUGAGUGCUAUCUCGGACAGUGACUUCUACACUGAUGAUGUGUCCAGAGCGUGCCUGUUUAUACCCUCCAUUGAUGUGCUGAAUCAGAAUUCUCUGCGGAUUCGGGAGACUGCUCAGGCUCUAGCCAUGUUACCACGUUGGGACAAAGGCAUGAACCACUUACUGUUUAACAUGCUUCCUGGAGGACCACCUGACUACAACACAGCUCUGGAUGUACCCAGAGACAGAGCUCUGUUGGCUGGGGGAGGCUUCUCCACAUGGACUUACAGACAGGGUUACGAUGUCAGUCUCCCCGUGUACAGCCCCUUAUCUGCUGAAGUGGAUCUUCCUGAGAGGCAACCAGGGCCGCGUCGCUACUUCAUUCUAUCAUCUCAGACAGCCAUCCAUAGGGAAUACCAUUUGGAACUUGAGAGGCUGAAGGAGGAAAAUGGGGAGGCCUUGCUCCUCCUAGACAAAUGCAGUAACCUAUCUCAGGGAUUGGCAUCAGUCAGAAAACGCUGCUACAAGGGCCAGGUCUUCGACUACCCACAGAUCCUACAGGAGUCAUCAUUCUGUGUGGUUUUGCGUGGGGCCCGUCUUGGUCAGGCCACUCUCAGUGACGUGCUACAGGCUGGAUGUGUCCCUGUCAUCAUGGCCGAUUCUUACAUUCUACCUUUCUCUGAAGUGCUGGACUGGAAAAGGGCAUCUGUUGUGAUUCCAGAAGAAAAGCUGCCAGAGAUGUAUACGAUUUUAAAGAGUAUCCCUCACAGACAGGUGGAGGAGAUGCAGAGACAGGCCCGCUGGUUCUGGGAAGCUUAUUUCAGCUCCAUGAAGGCUAUUGGCAUGACGACACUCCAUAUUAUUAACGAUCGCAUCUACCCAUAUGCAGCUCGCACCUAUGAAGAAUGGAACAAUCCUCUUAUUAUUAAAUGGUCAAGUGUGAACAGCCCGCUUUUCCUUCCCCUCAUACCACCACGCUCACCUGGGUUCACUGCUGUGGUGUUGACCUAUGAUCGAAUCGAGAGCCUCUUUAGGGUCAUUACUGAGAUCUCCAAGGUGCCCAGUUUGGGCAAGCUACUGGUGGUGUGGAACAACCAGAACAAGAGCCCUCCUGAAGAGUCACUGUGGCCCAAAGUUGCAGUACCUCUUAAAGUGGUCCGCACCAAAGAAAACAAGCUCAGCAAUCGCUUCUUCCCGUUUGAUGAGAUUGAGACAGAAGCUGUGCUGGCCAUCGAUGAUGACAUUAUCAUGUUGACGUCGGAUGAGCUGCAGUUUGGAUAUGAGGUAUGGCGUGAGUUCCCUGACAGGUUGGUUGGAUAUCCUGGGCGGCUCCAUUUAUGGGACCAUGAGAUGGGCAAGUGGAAAUAUGAAUCUGAAUGGACCAAUGAAGUAUCCAUGGUGUUGACUGGAGCUGCGUUCUAUCAUAAGUACUUCAACUAUCUUUACACAUAUAAGAUGCCUGGAGAUAUCAAGAACUGGGUGGAUGCUCAUAUGAACUGUGAGGAUAUUGCCAUGAAUUUCCUUGUGGCCAACAUCACUGGCAAAGCCCCAAUAAAGGUUACUCCUCGUAAGAAAUUCAAGUGCCCGGAGUGCACAGCGAUCGAUGGUUUGUCUUUGGACCAGACACACAUGGUGGAAAGGUCGGAGUGCAUAAACAAGUUUGCCUCAGUGUUUGGCACCAUGCCCCUAAAGGUUGUUGAGCAUCGUGCUGAUCCUGUCCUCUAUAAAGAUGACUUCCCAGAGAAACUCAAAAGUUUUCCCAACAUUGGUAGUCUGUGACACUACCAUGGCUUUGUCCCACCAUUUCUAUCUCUCAGCCCAGACUAUAGGCCCUCUUUCUCACUCUGCAUCUGACUUAAAUACUUAAAGUGGAGUGCUGUUGGGUGGUGCUGUAAUAGGAACUUAAGUACUGUAAAAAAUUAUUGUCAUGUUUUAGUCUUGAGAACGGUUGCUGAAACUGGAUGCAGUAAGGUGAGUUUUGAAUGAAGACACGUCAGAAUCUGUAUCUGUAUGUCCAUCAUAGCCUAAAGACACAACUAAUGGAUGUCUAUUUAUGGAUUAUACCAUAUCUGUUUGAGGAAAGAGGCAGGAUAGAGGUAUAUUACACCCCACUGACGAACAGUAAUUUAACUUCUGUAGUUAGACUUAUUGUUUUUUCCAAGGAUAUGCAUUAUACUGAACAUAACAUGAUCUGAAUUGAAUAUUGGACAUAUUUGGAUGGGCAAUUAGUUGUACAUGAUGUUGUUAUGCACAGUGACUGUUAGUGAUUUUAAUUCUACAGUUUGAUUUAUAUCAGUUGGACAUUUCAUUUUUGUAUUCAGUUGCUGACUUUUUAAGUGUUGCUGUAAAAAAGUAUUUUAUAUAAAUGUUCCUCUAUUUAAUUCACAUUUUCUGUUUCUCUUUAAAGGUUUGACAUAUUAAUGCAUAUAUUAAAAGACACUAUUUGCAGAGUUAUUUACAUCUGAGAACAAUGGGGUUAAUAUACCAUGAUAUUGCAAAAAACUUAAAUCCUUAAUUUGUAUUUAGUUAUCACAUUUCAUUUUUACAUUUUCCAUAAUUCUUCCUUUCCCGUUGUUUUGUGUGUGUGUGUUUGUUUUUGUUUUUUUACAGUAAGAUUUGUUAUGUGUAAUAAACACAGUGGAUAA
Xyrauchen texanus (razorback sucker) is the source of this 3223-nucleotide messenger RNA. It is a transcript of the gene ext2, whose product is annotated as exostosin glycosyltransferase 2. Lineage: Eukaryota; Metazoa; Chordata; Actinopteri; Cypriniformes; Catostomidae. Gene Ontology annotation, cellular component: membrane. The transcript is spliced from 15 exons. The coding region runs from base 198 to 2357 and encodes 719 amino acids. Gene Ontology annotation, molecular function: glycosyltransferase activity. The record is from RefSeq and is a predicted model, not a curated record.